This is a messenger RNA of Dimorphilus gyrociliatus, 1390 nucleotides long. Lineage: Eukaryota; Metazoa; Annelida; Polychaeta; Dinophilidae. The record is from the annotation of a GenBank genome assembly.
UAUGGAUGUGCCUGGCAUGGAAUUUUUUUUUUCGAAAUCGCCAUUUAUAGCUUACUCAAAGAAAAUUGCAGCUGGUAAAAGACAACCUCUGCUAUUCUCCUGUCGAAUGUUCUUAGCAGUUAUUAUGUUUUUUGGACUUCUUAACAUCUAUUUACAGAGAGUUGGAAUGAGUGUUGCAAUAGUUUGUAUGAUCAAUCAUACGGCCGUUGCCUCCUCAAACAGCCUGCAAUUCGAUAAUAGAACGGUAGACCCGAAUUGUAUAAAAUCUAUUAACAGAACAGAGUAUAUUAUGGAAGAUGGUAAAUUAGAAUACGAUAAGGUACAACAAGGUCAUAUUCUGGGAGCAUUCUUUUACGGAUAUUUGAUAAGUCAAAUCCCUGGAGGAAUUUUGGCUGAAAGAUUUGGAGGAAAAAAGAUUUUUGGAAUAUUUACAGCAAUCUCGACAGCAGCAACACUUUUAACACCUUCCGGAGCAAAAAUGGGAUUGGGAAUUCUCUUAUUUUUAAGAGUUUUGGUUGGUUUAGGGUCGGGUGCAGCAUUCCCAAUUUUACAUUCCAUUUGGAGUCAAUGGGCACCACCUUUAGAAAGAUCUAAAUUGGUGUCAUUAUCGUACGCAGGAGCAAUGAUGGGAAGUGUUGCUGGAAUGCCUCUUUCGGGUGCUCUUUGUGAAUUCGGCUUUGCAGGGGGUUGGCCGUCAAUUUUUUACAUUACAGGAUUAUCGACAGCCUUUUGGCUCGUGUUUUGGCUCAUAUUUGUCAGUGAUAAUCCCUCAAGUCAUAGCAUGAUAAAUGAAAAAGAAAAACUAUAUAUUAUUAAUAGUUUACAAGGGCAAUUGUUAAAGAAUCCUAAAAAUAACGGCUACUUCUCAGCUCUUCCCUGGAUAGGCUUGUGGGCGAAUAUGAGCAUAUCUCCCCUUAUUGCCGAUAAGCUUAUCUCUUCUCAUUAUUUAUCAAUCACAAAAACGAGAAAACUUAUGACUGCUAUCGGUGGCAUUGGAGCCUCUGCUUGCUUAGUUGGUCUAGCAUUCACGGAUUGUAGAGCUUACCCAAUUACAAUAGGCCUACUAACCCUUGGUGUAACCUUAAGUGGGUCCCAAUAUUCCGGUUUCCUCGUUAACCAUAUAGAUAUUGCCCCAAAGUACGCUGGAACGCUUUUUGGUAUAUCAAAUAUGCUUGGUUCAGUAGCAGGUUUUGUUGCUCCUCCAUUGGUCGGCUAUUUGACAAAGAAUCAAAGGAAAGAUCAGUGGAUGGUAGUACUUUUUAUAUCAUCGGGAGUACUCGUAUUCGGUUCAGUAUUUUUUAUUAUAUUUGGUAGUGGGAGGCUACAAAAUUGGACAACAGAUGACGAACAAGAAAAUGAGGAUGGGGCAGAAUUAAAGAGUAUGCUAUAG